GAAAAUAAUUUCGAUAAACAGCAUACAUGUUAGGUCUGAAUUUUAUCUAGUAAAGAGGCCUAGCAUUACUAUAAAUAUUAGCCAUUGAGAAGUUAGCAAUACUUGUGUGAAAGUGUGGGAUAUUUUAGAGAUAGGGAAGAGAAAUGGCUCAGGUAAACACAGGUAGCAAAAACAGAUGGUCUUUGCAAGGGAUGACGGCUUUGGUCACCGGUGGAUCCAAAGGAAUCGGAUAUGCUAUUGUGGAGGAGCUGGCACAGCUUGGAGCCAGAGUACACACUUGCUCUCGUAACGAAGCUCAACUCAAUGAAUGCUUACAUCAAUGGACCGCAAAAGGAUACAGAGUAACCGGUUCAGUUUGUGACAUGGCGUCACGUGCAGACAGAAAAGAGCUCAUAGCUAGAGUCUCCUCUGAGUUUAAUGGCAAACUCAACAUUCUUGUAAACAACGUGGGAACAAACGUACCCAAACGGACUUUGGAUGUUACGGAGGAAGAUUUCUCACUUCUGAUUAGUACCAAUCUUGAAUCCUCUUACCACAUAAGCCAGAUUGCACAUCCUCUCCUAAAAGCUUCAGAGGCUGCAAGCAUCGUUUUUGUAUCAUCCAUUGCUGGUGUGGUGUCGAUAAAUGUAGGAUCCGUUUAUGGUGCAACAAAAGGAGCAAUGAACCAAUUGACAAAAAAUUUGGCUUGUGAGUGGGCCAAAGACAACAUAAGGACUAAUUCCGUAGCACCAGGGCCAAUCAAAACCGCUCUUGCUGCCGAAGUUCUUAAAUAUCCAAAAAUUCAUGAUGGUUUCAUUUCGCAAACCCCACUUGGACGAAUAGGAGAGGCAGAGGAGGUAUCUUCAUUGGUGGCGUUUCUGUGCUUACCUGCAGCCUCUUUCAUAACAGGACAAACCAUUUGUGUUGAUGGCGGGCUAACGGUGAAUGGUCUCCAUGCAGACUUUGAAUAGAAGCAAGGCCUGUGCACUCCUGUUGUACUAGUCUUUGUCUUAACUCUUAAUUAAUAAUAAGAAUAAAGAGUGUGUGUGUCCUUUGGUUCAGUCUUAUCCUUUGCACGGGUGAAAAAUUCAGCCAAAAAGAAAACAUGGGUUGGAAUUGCAAUUAUGAAUAAUCACAAAGUUUGUCUUUCAAUGUAAUGGGCCAUGCUUAAUGGUGAUAAUAAAUGCCAGAUAUUACUGCAGA
Molecule: messenger RNA, 1182 nt
Organism: Cajanus cajan (pigeon pea)
Lineage: Eukaryota; Viridiplantae; Streptophyta; Magnoliopsida; Fabales; Fabaceae
Product: tropinone reductase homolog At5g06060
Molecular function (GO): oxidoreductase activity
Source: RefSeq, a predicted model, not a curated record